Messenger RNA from Bursaphelenchus xylophilus (pine wood nematode), 2951 nucleotides. The record is from the annotation of a GenBank genome assembly. Lineage: Eukaryota; Metazoa; Nematoda; Chromadorea; Rhabditida; Aphelenchoididae.
AUGUUGGGCGAAAUGCCGUGGGUUCCGCUCGUACAACAUGGUAAUUUGGGCGGUCUUGGGUUUACGAAAUGUUUUUGGAUUGUUUAUUGGAGUUUGGUUGAGUAAAUAUUUGAAUUUCUCCAAGUAUAUUGACCUUACAGGGCUUUGUUGUGAACUUUGGCGAAAUGAAAUUGAUAGCGUUCUAUUUUAUUCAAAUUUUGAUGGAAAUACUUGCCCUGAGGGUCUUGUGGUUGUGUACUUUCAAGAGCGGCUAUUAUAGACCGGUAUUUUCAAUGAUUUUGAGACUUUUUUGAUGAUUCAUACCUAAAACAAUGUGUAACAUCAAAAAUAGGGGAAAAUUUUGAUGUUUUUGGCCAAGUAUUACGCCAAAAAACCUCCUCGAGAACGUCUUUUACCACGUUCUCGGUAAUUUUGCUUCUUUCCCAACCUGUUAUUCCCUUUCUCCAUCUAAUACCAUGGAUAAUAUCGAGAGAUGAAAGACUCGACUUUUCCCCGCAAAAUCAAGUUGUAAUGCUUGUAGUAAUGUACUGCUUGGCUCCUCCAACCCAAACUCACCAGACUCGCACCGAACCCGCGCCUCCAGGCAAUCCCUCCACCAGCCAGGACGCGCCCAAUGUCGAAAGUGAGGAAAUCGACAUUCAGGUAUGUUCUCUUUUUUUGUGUGUAUUUUAAGUUUAGGAAAAGCAGAAGAAGACCUUGAAGGAAGUGUGAAGCUAUAAAUUAGUAAAAUUUAUGGUCGGUUUUCGGAAAUUCCGACCGAUUUUUGAAGAAGCCGAUAAUUUCAAAAUUUCUUUGCAAAAUUUGAAAUUUAAGUAUUUUUUCAAAUUUGUUGUUGAUUAUACGAGAAAAAAUGCCAGAUAUAACACUUAUGAUUCUUGAGGAGUCACGAGAGAAGCUUUUUCCACAUGAAUUUCCGAUCUUUUUAUUUCGCCAAAAUACUAUCUUUUUUGAUUUAUACUCGAAACAUAUGUCCUUCUCAGAGGCUAGACCUCUUUAUCACUCAAAAGCCAUGCCACUCAAAGAAAAAAAAUCAAAAAUACUACGAAUACACAUCAACAAGAUAAAAAAUUACAUAUUUUCAGAUUCGGAACGUGGUCUGCAACUACUCAUUGCCAUUACACAUUGAUCUCCGGAAGGUAGCCAUGAAUAGCGGGAAUGUGACGUUCGACCGGGACCGUGGUGUGCUCUACAAACAAAAGAGGAAUCCACAGUGCCAUGUGAAGGUGUACAGCAGCGGGAACGUGUACAUCGUGGGUUGUAGGAGGUAGGUGAAGUUGAGAGGAGGUUUUCGAUGGGAUGCAGAUGGAUGGUUGAUGGGAUAAAUAGCUUAAUAGAAGGACUAUGAUGUCUAAUGCUAAGCGACAAGAGGUUAUUAUAAUCUAGCUACUUUUUGCUUAGUUUCUAACAAUUUUUCGUAAACUUGGGGGUAUGUGGAUAAAGUAAUGUUUUGAUAAAAUUUUGUCGGCUUCUGGCUCAACUUUGAUGUUAGAGUAUAUUAAGAUGUCUAAAUAGAUUCAGAAUCUGUUGUUUGCGAUUGUCUACCUUAAUUUUUAUAUCUACUUAGGGUCAUUUUAAAAAAAUAAUAUCAGCUUGAUGAGCAAGGUGGAUUUUUUUGGAAUUUUCUCAAAAUAUUGGUAUUUUCUUGAAGAAAGCUUUUAUUACUAGGUUUUUCAAGCUAUUUGAAGUAUAUUUUUUAAAAAUCAUAAUUGGGGAUACCGUAUUUUACAAUUUACUUUCAUUUUUUCCCUCCAAAAACCCCUAUUUUUUCAGCGAAGACGACUGUCGCCGCGCCGCUCGUUCUGUUGGUCGAAUGAUCCAGCGCUCGAUGGGACUACUGGACGCACAACUUCGACUGCGCGAUUACAAAAUAUGCAACGUCCUGGCGACGUGCCGUCUCCCGUUCGGCGUGAAGAUUGAGGAGAUGGCGGCCAAGUACAAGGAAGCGCAGUAUGAACCCGAACUCUCGGUCGGAUUGGUUUGGAAAUUCACGGAGCCGAAAGCGUCGUUGAGAAUACAUACAACUGGCAGUAUUACGGUCACUGGAGGUAUGGAUUUUUAUAUAUAUAUUUUUUUUUGAAUUUAGGUGGAAUUUUGAUGAUUGUUCGGAGAAAUGGAAAAAAUGUGAUGGGAAUUGAAAGCUAGCUCUUGUUUUUGGGAUUAGAAAAAAAUGGAACUGGGACGAUUGUGGAAAGCGAAAAACAUUAUUUUUCUUCGAUGCAAGUGUCGAAAUUAGGAUAAUCGAGGGUGCUGAUUUCGAAAAUGACAUUCAUUUUUUUGAUUUUUACUUUUUUUCCUUUAGUAGUACUGUAAAGUAGUAAUUUUUAAUUUUUUUCAUGAAUAUUCGAUUUGGGGGUUUCGAUGGUGCUGCUUUAAAAUCAGAAAAAAUGAAUAAGAUUUUCGAAAUCAGCAGGGUCGAAACCCCCUAAAUCGAGUGUUUGUAAAAAAAUUAAAAAAAAAAUUACUAUUUUACAGUACUACUUAAGGAAAAAAGUAAAGAUCAAAAAAAAUGAAUGUCAUUUUCGCAAUCAGCACCCUCGAUUAUCCUAAUUUUUACACUUGCAUCGACGAAAAAUAAUACUUUUCGGUUUCCCAAAAAUUCCUUUUCCCCAAUCGUCCAACUCCGGAAAAAAUUAUGGCGUAUUUUUCAUUUUCCCCCAAAAUUUUUUUGUUUUUUAGCCACCUCCGCCCAGGGUGUAAUGCAGGCCAUCCAGAAGAUAUACCCGAUCGUCAAGGAGUUCCGCUGCUCUCUGCGCCAUCGCGCCGAACGCGUGACCGGGCCGCGGAAGCGCGCCGCCAACCCCCAGUCCCAUCCGCUGCCCGAGUUCGCGAUCGCCAGACGACCGCGCAUGCGGGCGCCGCAGGACGGGGACGAGGACGACCCGCACAACGAAAGCGCCUUCAACCCGGUGACCUUCGACGACGAGGACGAGCUGUACGAAGAGCUCAUGUAA